CUUCUUCGCUUCAAUGAAUAUUCCUUUGCGGUUAAUGAACAGCGGAAGGUGAGUAGUAUUACUCUUACAUCGGGCCUCUUGUGGUAAAGAGAGACUGGUGUUUGUAAUGGCGUGCACUCGAUCGAUAAAACAGUUGAUAUUUUGGUUUGUUUAGCGGUCAAUAUAUUGAUACCUCAAUCAAAUGAAGGAAACAAGCGGGAAACCAAAAUCUGCAAUGAUUUUAGGCUUCGUUGAGUCCAUCGAUUUCAUGAUGAUGUCCGGAAAAUUAACUAGAGGCAACCUUCGUUCGAUUUUUAAUUUAUAAGCAUUAAAAUCAGCUCAAGUCUUAAGAAUUUGGUGUUUUUAAUAGUUUUUAGUGAUCUUCAAGGGACUCGUACGCCUUUUUUAUAUGCGUUGGUCCAUGGACCGGGGGUCCGCGUUUUAUCCUCACCCGACGAGCUCUCUCUAAGCUAGGGAAAAAAUUAUUGACUAUUAUCUUAAAAGUGAAAAACCGGCGAAAAUUGGUUAUGAACAUGAUAUAUGGCUAAAAACGGUUUCUAGCAUUAUCGAUAACUUCGUGAAGAUCUGGAAAGUAGAACCAAGUCAUGGUUACAAACCCGAGCAUGUGUGGCAAGGAAAUGUAGAAGCUCCUGUUUGAAAAUCAAAUUUGUUUGCUGCAUAAAAUAAGCCAACCAAGUUCCGAAGAUCAGCGGAAAGUUUAGAAUUCAUAACGAACUUUGUUUGGAAGUUCCAAAGUUGGUCGCCAACUUGGCAAUUUCCGAAUUGAGUUCGGAACCCGAUCGUGUAACGUAAUAGGAAACCGAGUGUAAAGUGGACUAUGAUAUACAUAGAAUGCUUGUUUUGUGGCAAAUAAGUCUGUUCGUCAAGAGCUUCGUAAUCACUCAUUUUUGGAAGCAUUUUCUUUAUCUUCUUCCAUCAUUUCCGGCUCUGAACUUUAAAAACUUCAAAAUAACUUUGCUUUUCUUAACUUAGACUUACCUAUGUUACCGGAUGGGUAAUCUGCAUGUAGUUAUAUAUUUAAGUGAGAAAAUCGAGGAAAACUCGAGACUACAACAACUCUUGACAAUCUUCCACGACACUACAGGGAAACUGUGGGCAUCCAGAGAUAGGAGUCUCGUCUGAAUAGAUGCGGCACAUCUUGAUCACGUGAUAACACACAUGCUGUGAUUAACUCGUGGAUACCCGAAGAGAGUAAAAUAACAUGCUAAUAUUGAGUACGCGCGUGGUUGACGACGAUUUGACGAACUGGGAGAAUUGAAAUGCUUCUGACUUCAAAGCUUGUGGUCAUUGUAUAUCUUAACCCGGGUGGAUUUUUAUGUUUUUAAGGCGGAGAUUGUUACGUUUUUCUUUGUCGAUGCUGGGUGCCCGUUGAAGAAGUCCCUGAAGACAAUAAAGACGACGAAACCGAUGAUGAACCGGUCGAACAGGAAGAAGACUUCCAGUGUGUUGUGUAUUUCUGGCAGUCAUGGGAUUCCUGUGUCUUAGUUACCAGUCCUACACCGUCUACAAAGUUCGUAGUAGUCUGGGUCAAGUAAGAUUGAACCAAGUCAAAACGAAAAAACUUUACAGGAAAAAAAUACGAUUUUUCUUUCCAAAAAAUGCAAUAUUAACCUGAAUUUGUACUCUGCUACAAUGCCAUUACCGUCCAGAGGUUCAAGACAUAAUGAGGUUAUAGAACCAAUGCAGGUUGAUAUUGCUCCUGAAGUCGAUCAACAAGCUGCAGAAGAUAAUUUUAUAAUUGAAGCGGCUACAAUUGAUCUUGAUGUAUUUGCAUCCAACUACAUGGGUCUUACAAAGCUAAGCCGACUUAUGUUUGUGGCUAAGCAUUGCCCGGCACUUGAAAUAGAUGCUCUUAGGAUGGCUCUAAUUCUAAACUAUGUUAAACACACUUUCGUGCCCCGUCCACACUAUGCCGGAUAAAUUCUAAUCCGCAACUUUCACACCGAAACUGGAAAAAAAGUUUUCCGUCCACACAUGAAAACGGAUAAAAAGUUUCGCGUCCACACUAGUCCGAUCAGAGGCGGCAAAAACGCUUCAUUGCACAUCUGAGCAUGCGCAUCGAAGCUGAAAUCGAGCCCGCAGUGAAUUUUUGUGGUUAGUCCGUCGAUAGACGGCUAACCACUAUGCUAUCGCGUAGCGUGAACCACUUCCCCUCCCCUGGUAGGGCGAAUCAUUUUUCGCAAUUUAUGCAGUAAGUUUUUAAUUUACUGAAUUUAUCAGUUCAUUUAACUGUUAGAGCUUUCAUUAUACAUCUCUAAACAGUGGAAUAACAGUUUUCAUGGCCAAUCUUAACAGCGAAAUUGCAAAAAAAAAAAAAAGACGGAUGACCAAUUUGUGUCGCGCUUUUGUGGGCCACUAGACCUUCCCCCUGGGGUUAAUUGUUGCAAUCGUGCCACAAAUCAUGCUUCCUUCCGAUAAAAUGGUGUAUGCCAUUUUCACUCGUGGAUUACAUCAUCAUAUAAACCAUAAUAAUUUCUUUUCCUCGUGGCUCGAGUUGCUACAACAAAUUUUCUGACGUCUUAAUCAAGUCAGGGCCAAAGUAAGAGCGCACGACAAUCUCGACAAGAUAGUCUCAUACAAAACAAACUCAUUACUAAUAUACUGAAAACUAUUAAAAUAUAUAUAUAUAUUGAAAACGAUAUUGAAAACUAUAUUGAGCGUCCUAAUUGGAGGAUAAGUGAGGCCGUACUUUACAGGAUAUAUUCAGCCCUUCAGGGAAUUUAAGAUAAACCAACCAACAACAACAACAAAAAAAACACGCAUUGUCGGUUGUGAAUUAAAUCAGACCUUGAAUCUCUUCCGAUGAAUUUUAAGAUAAUUCAGUCUUUUGCUCAUGGGAUUUUCAAAUUCAUUCUUAGAACAAUCGACAAACCAUAUCUUUGAGCAAUAAUCUAAUAUGAGUUUAUUGUGAUCGAUAACGAUCAACAAGGCAACAUUGUCUUAAAACUAUUUCUAUUUCUUUGCAAUCAUUUGAUAAAUAGGUUCUUGCUAUAUAUACAGCAGAUUUGAAACUGAACAACAAAGAUCAAUGAAAACAGUCGUUCAACAAGCAGCAGUGUUUAUUCAAAUGUAAAAGUUUUUAAUAAAACACGUGGUUCGAAUUUUU
Messenger RNA from Actinia tenebrosa (Australian red waratah sea anemone), 3106 nucleotides. Its product is annotated as COP9 signalosome complex subunit 1. NCBI's taxonomy places the organism in Eukaryota, Metazoa, Cnidaria, Anthozoa, Actiniaria, Actiniidae. The record is from RefSeq and is a predicted model, not a curated record.